AUUUUUGUACCCAAAUCAAAUGCUGUGGUAACUCUCCGCACCAAAAUCAGCGAAAAUUCACACGUAAACCCAAAACUUGCAUGCAGACUUGGGUACCUCAUCUAUGCGAUCAGUUGUAAUUAUCAUACAUAAUUAAUCACAACGAAAGUCUCCAAAACCAUCUGUAAAGCAGGAAAAAUAAACCCAAACAGAGCUUAUUUGUUUCUUUUGGGAGAGAAGCAAGGAGUGUUUGGUUACAGAGGUCGGAGAAGAAAUAUCUCCGAUUUCGAGAAAUGAUAACUCGUUCUAAGCUCGUUGAUCAACUCAGAGGUUACCAGAUCAGGUCCCAAAACAAGACUGAUGUAGGUGUGGCUACUUUUUGGGCCAUUGCAUUGAUUAUGCUAAUGUUAUUAUCGUUUUUAUCCCUUUAUUUUAGGCACUACUGGCUAUCCAUUAUGGCUAUAUGGCUUGGUAUUUUGCUUCCCAUACGUUUGAGAAGUUGUCGACAGGCACUGGUGAAGAAAAGUAAAAGGAAAUUUCUAUUACCUUUGUCAAUGUGAAGCCAUUUCUGGAACUCUUAAGUAGGGAAAUUUAUAUUUGGUCA
Molecule: messenger RNA, 583 nt
Organism: Gossypium arboreum
Lineage: Eukaryota; Viridiplantae; Streptophyta; Magnoliopsida; Malvales; Malvaceae
Exons: 2
Coding region: 273-539 (88 amino acids)
Source: RefSeq, a predicted model, not a curated record